CUCUCUUUCGGGUGGUUAUAAAGGUAUCUAUGUCUACUAUACGCCUACAUUCCAGCAGAAAAUCCUCUUUUCAAGGCCUCCCAGAUAGGAUAAUCUCUUCAAUCAAUGAGUGUGGCUUAAAAAAUGGAACUGGUAUGGCCAAUAGGGUAUGGGCCUUGGACAAAAGCCAACCCUUUUCUCCAAAUGGGAUCUGGCGUGAUUUGUACAUAACCCUGCCUAGAUAAAAAACAUCUCCAUUCAUUUCAUGUCUUGGUUGAGCACCAACAAUAUCUUGAUCCUUUCUAGAGGAUUUCUCAAGAAGUGCUGAAUAGUAAUAUUGAAAACACAUUGUGAAUAUACUACUAGGCCCUAGGGUCUCCAAGGCAACUAUCCUUUUGACCUACACUUCGUCCUAGUCUACUUAAGAUGCUUCUUGCUCAGGUGGGUGAAACACUGUUUAUUACAAGACACCGAGUGCUCCACAGAUUGGCUCUAAACUCAACAAGUGACUUAGAUUGGGACGACCCUCUUUGGCAUGAUACUUCAAACAGAAUAUGCGAAUGGAUAGGUGCAUGAUAAUGGGUGUGUAAUGGUUGGUGACUCAGUUUGGAUGCCUCCAAAGCUCCAGACCUUAUCCUCUUAGGAAUAUAUUAUCCCACAAAAGGAUAAAGCCCAGGAAGCAUGUAAAAGAAACCGUAUUAAAACAACUAAACUAAUAUGCAUUUGUACUAGGAGAGUGAAGAGUAAACCUAGAUGGGCUCCCUGCAUAUAUAUGCCUUCCCUAAGUGGUCUUCAGUAAGUUCACAUAGAGUAAGAAUCCAGAGACCAUCUUCUUCAAUAAUCUGAGAAACACAAUGAGUGCUGGUAGAGAAAGAGUGUUUCGGGAUCAAACCUCAAUUGCAGUCCAUGUUAAGGAUGCCGUGCUUGAUCCUUGGAGCACCAAGAAGGGCAACUGUAAUAUCUGCAGUGCAGAAUCACCGACAUCCAGCAUUGGUGAUUCAACUAGCUCCAUUGGCUCAACAUCUUUAUCAGACUUGCAAGAUGAUGCAACAUCAUCAACGUCGUUGUUGUUGUCUUCAUCAUCCUCGCUUGUGAAUGGGCCUUUGUAUGAAUUAUCAGACCUGACGGCCAUACUCCCAAUCAAGAGAGGUCUAUCCAAGUACUUUCAAGGGAAGUCAAAGUCCUUUAUAUCUCUAUCAAAUGUGAGCUGUAUCGAACAUCUAGCGAAGAGAGAGACUCCUCUAAGAAGGAGAAUGAAGUCAUGUAAAAGCUAUGGAGGUGGUUUAGAUAUCCAUAAAUCAUCAUAUGCCCCUAAACCUAUCCUAUUAAAGAAGUCGGCAAAGGGUUCUUUUCCAUCUUUGCAAGCUAUAUAAGAGGGGGUUGCAGGCCACCUCCUGUUCCUGAACAUAAGAGCUUUUAAAUGGAAGUAAAAACCAUGAGGGUAUGAGAAUUGCAUUAGAGAAAAGUAUUUUUCUGUGGCUUUUGUAUCAGAAAGAGAAACAAUUCAAUGAAUUUGGUUUCUGGGUUCUGUUUGGC
Molecule: messenger RNA, 1515 nt
Organism: Vitis riparia (riverbank grape)
Lineage: Eukaryota; Viridiplantae; Streptophyta; Magnoliopsida; Vitales; Vitaceae
Exons: 2
Coding region: 834-1352 (172 amino acids)
Source: RefSeq, a predicted model, not a curated record